Jaculus jaculus (lesser Egyptian jerboa) is the source of this 2005-nucleotide messenger RNA. RefSeq names its product apurinic/apyrimidinic endodeoxyribonuclease 2 (gene Apex2). Gene Ontology annotation, cellular component: nucleus. Gene Ontology annotation, biological process: base-excision repair. Gene Ontology annotation, molecular function: double-stranded DNA 3'-5' DNA exonuclease activity; DNA-(apurinic or apyrimidinic site) endonuclease activity; DNA binding. The record is from RefSeq and is a predicted model, not a curated record. NCBI's taxonomy places the organism in Eukaryota, Metazoa, Chordata, Mammalia, Rodentia, Dipodidae. Bases 47 to 1600 code for a protein of 517 amino acids. The transcript has 6 exons.
CAACUUGCUGGCGCCUAAAUAUUGGGAAUCGGUAUAGUUAGCCAGCAUGUUGCGCGUGGUAAGCUGGAAUAUCAAUGGGAUCCGGAGUCCCCUGAACGGAGCGGUGUGCCAGGAAUCCAGCACCUGUCCCAUGGCCUUGAGACGCAUUUUGGAUGAACUGGAUGCGGAUAUUGUCUGUCUCCAGGAGACCAAAGUGACCCGAGAUGUACUGACAGAGCCCCUGGCUAUUGUUGAAGGCUAUAACUCCUAUUUCAGUUUCAGCCGCAGCCGUAGUGGCUAUUCUGGUGUAGCUACAUUCUGUAAGGACAGUUCUACCCCAGUUUCUGCUGAAGAAGGCCUGAGUGGCCUAUUUGCCAUCCAGAAUGGAAAUGUAGGUUGCUAUGGAGAUAUGAAUGAGUUUACCCAAGAGGAGCUCCGAACUCUGGAUAGUGAGGGCCGAGCCCUCCUUACACAGCACAAGAUCCGCACAGCAGAAGGGCAGGAGAAGACCUUGACUCUAAUCAAUGUAUACUGCCCCCAUGCGGACCCUGGAAAGCCUGAGCGGCUGACCUUUAAGAUGCGUUUCUAUCGUCUGCUGCAGAUCAGAGCAGAAGCCCUCCUGGAAGCUGGCAGCCAUGUGAUCAUUCUCGGGGACCUGAAUACAGCCCACUGUCCAAUUGACCACUGUGAUGCCAGCAACAUGGAGAGCUUUGAAGAGGACCCAGGGCGUAAGUGGAUGGAUGGCUUGCUCAGUAACCCAGAGUGCCAGGCUGGGUCCCAUACAGGACCCUUCAUCGAUAGCUACCGCUAUUUCCAACCAAAGCAAGAGAAGGCUUUCACCUGCUGGUCAGUAGUCAGUGGUGCACGCCAUCUCAACUAUGGCACCCGGCUGGACUAUGUGUUGGGGGAUAGGACCCUGGUUAUAGACACCUUCCAAUCCUCCUUCCUGCUCCCUGAGGUGAUGGGUUCUGACCAUUGCCCUGUGGGAGCGAUAUUGAAUGUGUCUUGUGUGCCAGCAAAACAGUGUCCACCUCUGUGCACCCGCUUUCUCCCUGAGUUUGCAGGUACCCAGCUCAAGAUUCUCCGCUUCCUAGUUCCUCUUGUUGAACAAGAAUGUGUCCUGGGGCAACCAGUCCUGCAGGCCACCAAUCAAAGCCAGGUGCAGAAACAGCGGAACAAAGCCCACGUGCGCUCAACCAGGUCUCGGACAAGUCAGACUGGCUGCAGGAAAAGCCAGAAAAACCUAACAAAGUACUUCCAGCCUUCCUCCAGCCUUCCCCAAACUUCUUGUGGUGAGCUGCCCACCUUACCUCUGGUGGGCACUCUUGUAUCCCCAAAGACUCCAGAAGACGAUGCAGUAAUGAAAGUGGUGGAAGAGCAGGCCACGGCUUCAGAGGUCAAAGAUGAGAAGGAGGUACGGACCAUGUUCUGGAAGUCUGUGCUGGGGGGUCCCUUACCAGUGCCCCUCUGUGGAGGCCACAGGGAACCGUGUGUGAUGCGUACUGUGAAGAAGCCAGGCCCCAACCUUGGACGCCGCUUCUACAUGUGUGCUAGGCCCCAGGGUCCUCCCAGUGACCCUUCCUCCCGCUGCAACUUCUUCCUCUGGAGCAGGCCCAGCUGAACCACAGAGGCCUAAGGAUAUCUGCUAUGGUCACCCUUGCACAGGGUCAGGUGCUCCCCUCCUUGCAAGUGCUGCCUUCUCCCCCAAGGCUUCCUUCCCUCCUCUUGGUCCAUACCCUGUUCCUACCCUUCCUUCUCUUCUUCCUUUUAGGCCUCCCUCCUUGGUGAAUCUCUCUCUCUACCUCCCCUAAGAUCUCACUCUCUCCUUGUCCAGAUCUGCCUUGGUUGGUGACCUCUUUUGUACUUGAAUGCCAUGACCAGUCUUCCCACCCACCUUCCUGUCACAAGUACACACAAAACCAGAAGUCAAAACUUGACAAUGUUGGGAUUUUUAACCCCCUCCCCCCAUAUUUUCUGGGGAAUGUAUUUAUUCAUAAAUAAAGUCUAUAUCUUUGAGUAAACCAAA